AAAGGUGUGAUCAACGACUGGAGGAAGUUUAAGUUAGAAAGCGAAGACAGAGACUCCUUAUCCUUGAGCAAGAAAGAAAUACUUAGACAAAUGUCUUCACCACACAGAUCCUUCAGUAAAGAUGACAAGGACACCAGAGAGAGAUUCUGCCGUAAGAUGAGCAUGCAGGAGUACGAGCUAAUUCACGACGCGCAGGAAGACGAGAGCUGCCUACAGCAAUACCGCAAGCGCUGCAUGCAGGAUAUGCACCAGAGGCUGAGCUUCGGGCCCAAAUUUGGUUACCUGUGCGAGCUGCAGAACGGGGAGCAGUUUCUGGAAGCCGUGGAGAAGGAGCACAAGACCACCACAGUGAUCGUGCACAUUUACGAGGAUGGCGUGAAGGGCUGCGACGCCCUCAACAGCAGCCUGACCUGCCUGGCGGCCGAGCACCCCACCGUCAAGUUCUGCAAGAUCAAGGCCUCCAACACGGGGGCUGGAGACCGCUUCUCCAACGAAGUGCUGCCCUCCCUCCUCGUCUAUAAGGCUGGGGAGCUUCUGAGCAAUUUCAUUAGUGUUUCUGAACAGUUCAACGAGGAGUUUUUUGCUGUGGAUGUGGAGGCUUUCCUCAAUGAGUAUGGGCUGCUCCCCGAAAGGGAGCUGCCAGCACUGGGAAAUGGCAACACAGAUGAGCAGGAUGUUGAAUAA
This is a messenger RNA of Acanthisitta chloris (rifleman), 684 nucleotides long. It is a transcript of the gene PDC, whose product is annotated as phosducin. Bases 91 to 684 code for a protein of 197 amino acids. The transcript has 2 exons. Gene Ontology annotation, biological process: regulation of G protein-coupled receptor signaling pathway. The record is from RefSeq and is a predicted model, not a curated record. Lineage: Eukaryota; Metazoa; Chordata; Aves; Passeriformes; Acanthisittidae.